AUCGUAAUUGAUUUUCCAAUUCUGUGCAGCACUUUUCUGAAAAGGGCCUGCAACGAUGUCAGAGAGGAAGCCCAAAAACUCGGACACACGUCCCAAGAACCUGCGGAGCUGGAGUGCUGAUAGUUACAUCCGCAGUAUUAAAAAACGCUCCCGAGGGUCACGCCAUGAGACAGCGCCCAGAGGGGAAGAUGGGGAAGGAACAGACGACCAGGGCGUACGCUCUGCCUCUUGUCCUCGGAGACGUCGAGAGCGAAAGUGCAGCUGCACGAUCCCUGGAGAGCCAGAUUCAGACUCUCCUUGCAGGAAAGGUCUGUCCCGUCGUUCCCUGAGGCAGAAGUUUCAGGAUGCCGUUGGCCAGUGCCUUCCUCUUCGCAACCACCACCACCACCACCACCACCAUCAUCACCAGUCCGGGGCCUCACGCCCGUUCUCUGUCCUCCUUUGGUCUAAACGGAAGAUUCAUGUGUCCGAGCUCAUGGAGGACAAGUGUCCGUUCUCUCCGAAAUCUGAACUGGCUCAGUGUUGGCAUCUGAUCAAGAGCCACGGCGCUCACACCAAACCCGCUUUAAGCAUCGAAACCGAACCCAAAGGUCCCUUGUUGUCCUCCUCACCUCCAGCGCUCAUUUCCUGGGAGGAGAUCAACUCAUCCGGGGCUUCUAGUCUGGAUGACUGGGAUCCGUCUUUUGCACAUGGAGACGCCCAGUGCUGCGCCCACACUGACUACAUCCUGGUUCCAGAUCUGCUUCAGAUCAACAACAGCCCCUGUUAUUGGGGGGUCCUGGAUCGUUUCGAAGCUGAGCAGCUUUUGGAAGGACAACCAGAAGGAACCUUUCUGCUACGAGACUCUGCCCAGGACGAAUACCUCUUCUCGGUUAGCUUCAGGCGCUAUAGCCGCUCCCUCCACGCUCGGAUAGAGCAAAACGGGAAGCGCUUUAGCUUUGAUGGCCGUGACCCUUGCAUGUACAGAGAUUCCAGCGUCACGGGCCUACUAAAGCACUACAGUGACCCAGCCAGCUGCCUGUUUUUUGAGCCUCUUCUCUCUCGCCCUCUUCCUAGGAACUUUCCGUUCUCUCUGCAGCACAUGUGCAGGGCGGUCAUCUGUAGCUGUACAACGUAUCAGGGCAUUGAUGCUUUGCCAUUACCCUACACUUUGAGACACUUCCUUAGGCAAUACCACUAUCGGUGCAAUGGAGCUUGUGCUGUUUAAAAACUGUGACAGAAAUGGGACGAAACUACA
Molecule: messenger RNA, 1237 nt
Organism: Rhinichthys klamathensis goyatoka
Lineage: Eukaryota; Metazoa; Chordata; Actinopteri; Cypriniformes; Leuciscidae
Gene: socs4
Product: suppressor of cytokine signaling 4
Exons: 1
Coding region: 56-1207 (383 amino acids)
Biological process (GO): phosphatidylinositol phosphate biosynthetic process; intracellular signal transduction
Cellular component (GO): phosphatidylinositol 3-kinase complex
Molecular function (GO): 1-phosphatidylinositol-3-kinase regulator activity
Source: RefSeq, a predicted model, not a curated record